Molecule: messenger RNA, 678 nt
Organism: Fomitiporia mediterranea MF3/22
Lineage: Eukaryota; Fungi; Basidiomycota; Agaricomycetes; Hymenochaetales; Hymenochaetaceae
Exons: 4
Coding region: 1-678 (225 amino acids)
Source: RefSeq, a predicted model, not a curated record
AUGGUUCAAUACUCAGUUGUUCCUCAACAAUCAUUCAAGAUAUCUUCAUGGGAAGAUACUGUGGUGGAUACAAAUCGCUCCGGUAUCCUCAUGACUGCGAUUAUGGCAUUGUAUUCGGAGCUUCAGUUUUCUGCGACUGAUGGCAAGAACCAGGAAAGGUUGGAUCUCAAGCUCAUCGACUUACUCAAGGGCGAGCACACGAUCUUAUUGCAGCCGAUCCGAAAGGCUAAAAGCAGAGUAAAUACAGAAGUGACAGAAGACAAGCACAGUAGGGCUUCCGACGUUCGGCAGCGAAUAGCACAGCGGCUGAAUAUAACUUCCCAUGCGUCCCCUCAGUAUGCCCUGCUUACACGAGCAUAUCAAGUAAGGCGUCUAGAAGGCUUCAUCAACUUCCAGCGGAGUCUAAGGAAGGAUCGCAAACCGGUCAAAGAAGGACACGAAUUCCGUCGCCACACUCACUGGCACUGGUGUGCCUUGCACGCGUGCAAGAGGGGAAGCUCGUCUGUUCGCCCGCCAGUGGAUCGCCCGAAUAUCCCUUUGUGGCGUUUCGAAAGGAACGACGGAGUAUUCUUGGUACCCGAGUUCUGGCGUUCGGCGAGAAUGGCGAGAGCCACGUAUCGAUGGAUGACCACACCUUUGCGGGACGCCUCCCGUAAUCUUCUCCUGGGGUCUAGCUGA